GUGGCCCGACUUCCACAGGGCAUACCGGGGCGAUUUAAACUUUGGCAGCAUCAGUGCACACAGACAAAGCUCUGUGUCGGUAGCAUCUGUCUGCAUACGCCUACAUUGGAGUUGACAAACUCGUUUUUAACGUUUUUCUAACGAUUUUGCGAAAGUCUCUUUGCGAUGUCGGGGAAGAUCAAUAAGCGAACUGCCGCAAACGCCGAGUCCAUCUCCGGCUCCGUGUCCUGCGAUGAACGCAUCCUGCGAGACUGCCACCAACUCUACAUCGACCCCGAAAGCGGUCUGGUGUCCAUCGCCCAGUCUGUGGGGGUGAGUCUGUUGGCUCCUCGUAAGAAGAUCACGGUGAUGCUGAUGGGAAACCACUCAGCUGGGAAGAGCUCAUUCAUCAACUGGUAUGUGGAAGAGCACAUCCAGAGGACUGGCGUUGCCAUAGAGACGCAGGGCUUCAGCUUCGUCACCAGCGGACGCAAACGAGAAUCUCUCACCGGCAAUGCAACACUUCAUCUCUACCCCCACUUCAAACCCCUACAGCAGUUCAAAGGUGUAUCUGAGUACCUGGCUACCGAGGUGUGUACGUCUCGUCAGAAGCGCUUCAGCCUGGUGACGUUUGUGGACUCGCCGGGACUCGUGGACGGAGACAUGAAGUACCCAUUUGAUGUGGACCAGGCCAUACUAUGGCUAGGGGAGCUGUGUGAUCUGGUCCUGGUCUUCUUCGACCCGAUGGGCCAGGCUCUGUGCAAGCGAACGCUGAACAUCGUGGAGAACCUGAACGAGCGCCACGGAGACAAACUCCACUUCUACCUCAGCAAGGCAGACGAGGCGGGAGGAGAAUCAGACCGACAGAGGGUGAUGAUGCAGAUCGUUCAGGAGCUCUGCAAGAGACCGGGACUCAACAAGUGCGGAUUCGACAUGCCCACCAUCUACAUACCUAAUCCCAAUAAGCCGAGUCGGUGUGUGAACCAGAUUGAGGAAGUGUGUCGUACGGUCGAGAAGACCAUCAACCAGACGGUCCAGAACACGCUCAACGCCCUGGAGAAGGAUUGUGACGUCAUCACCAACGCCAUCACAAACACACUCGCAGAGGACAGGGAGUGUGUGUUGUCCAACAGGCGCGCGCGGUGUAAGGGCUGUGUGUGUGGCCUACUGGGCUUCAUGGUGCCGCUGCUCCUCCUGCUGGGUCUGGUGCUGGGGAGCCUGUCGAGAGACGUCAUGGAACUGCUGCUGGGACCCCAAAACACACAAAUACUCGCAACACACCUGGCUCCUGUAGCGCGGGCUAUAGAUGGUGUUUCUGCUGAAGUCCAGCUGUAUGUGUGCGGAGCGCUCAUCUUCAUCUCUUUCCUCCUCCUCCUCCUCGCACGAUGCUUCUUCAGGACCCAGGCCACACUGUCUGGUCGCCAGAAGAGGCAAUUUCAGGAGAAGCUGGAAUACGUACAGGAGGUCGUCAAAGCCAAGAAGAAGAGUCUGUAUGAGGAGUAUCUUCGUCAGAGUGUUGGGGACCAGGACAUGGACUAGAGGUGGACAGGAACAAGGGAUGAAAAGAAGAGGAUGAGAAGAAGAGGAGGAGGAGGAGGAUGGAGGAAAGAGGGAUGACACUGUUGGAACUCAACAACACUAAAGUGUGUGCGUGCUUGUGUGCGUGUGCGCGUUUGUGUGUGUGUCCUCUCCUCUUCUGCUCUACUUGCACCUCUUUCCUGUAUCUGCCUCUGCAAUACCAAUAUUGACCACUAGAGGCGCUGUGGCAUCUGUUACUGUAAACUCUUGUGUGUAGUACAGCACUUACUACCUUUGCAAUACCUCUUCUCUGGUUUUCUCUUUUCAUUUUCCCUUUCUGUCAUUCUGUUCUUUCUUACUCUCCUCUCCUCUCUUCCUUAAACUGUAAGCUCUUAUCUGUACUCCAACCCUCACUGCCGUCCUCUUCCUCUCCUCUUUGUCCCUCUCUUCUCCUCUUCUUCGUCCUUCUCCAUCUUCCACUCCUUUCUCCUCUCCCUCAUGCCUCUGUCUAUACAUUUUACGUAGUCCAGUCAUUCCUCUUCUCCUCUCUUCUUCUUCUUCUGUGUAUUUCUUCCUCUCUUCUCCUCUCUUCUCUUCUCCUCUCCUUUCCACCCUCAUCUAAACGUCUAUUCUUUAUGUCCCUCUUUCCCUCCCUCAUGUGUCUUCAAACUCAUGUGCGCGCUCCAGCCGUCACUGCCUGCUCUUGUAACACUUGUGCUGACCACUAGAGGUGCUGCUGUGUGUUUUUUUUACGAUACGACUCGUGUCCCAGCAAAUCAGGUACAGCUGUAUGUAUCUGUGUCGACCAAUCAGGUGCAUCUGUGUCUCCGUUGACCAAUGAACUGCAUUUUUGUACGACCAUGAUGAUUUCCUACUAUAAUGUGUUUUUUUUACUGAGCAUCUGAUACUGUAACAGCAUAUGAUAAUGAAGAGCACAACGCAAAUAUAUAAUAAAAGUAUAGUACUGUUCUCAA
Molecule: messenger RNA, 2471 nt
Organism: Engraulis encrasicolus (European anchovy)
Lineage: Eukaryota; Metazoa; Chordata; Actinopteri; Clupeiformes; Engraulidae
Exons: 12
Coding region: 166-1518 (450 amino acids)
Biological process (GO): mitochondrion localization; mitochondrial fusion
Cellular component (GO): mitochondrial outer membrane
Molecular function (GO): GTPase activity; GTP binding
Source: RefSeq, a predicted model, not a curated record